AUGGCUUCAGAUACAGAAUCUGGUCGUGGCGCGACGUUUGAUCCUUUUCAGCUUCGUGUCGUUAUUGGCUCUGGAGUCUUUAACUACAAUGGUUCUGUCCUGGAAGUGGCGGGUCCGAUAGGCCUGCUUUUGGCAGUGCUGCUCAAUGGUGUCUUGGCUGCUUUUGUUGGCGAGAGUGUCAGCGAGCUCGUGCAGGUGUUUCCGGCCCAGAAUGCCAUUUACCUCUACGUGGAACAGUUUGUGGACGAGGAUCUUGCUUGGGUAGCAUCUAUUGCCCAUUGGUAUUGCUGGGCCUCUAUUGUACCAGUGCAAAUGCUCAACGCCUCAAGGCUACUGGAAUACUGGCCCAAGAUUGACGAUGUUGCGGGACCCAUGGCCUUUUAUGGGUUUACGCCUUGGGUUCUAUUUGCCAUCAACCUUUGGGGCGUUGACUAUUUUGGCUGGAUUGAGACCAUUGGCGGUGCGCUCAAGAUGGUUGUCGUUUUUGCGAUAUCAUGUGUCUUGUACAACGUUUCCAUCCAGAAGCAAGGGAAAUCAGACCCAACAUUAGACAUCAGGGAUGCUAAUAGCACCUGUUCAUGGUACAAUAUUUCUGCAGGGACAAGGGUUCUAUGCAUUUUGGUCAGUAUUCGCCGGCCCCCUCCCGUCAUACUCUCCACGUCUAAUCAUCAAGAAAACAGCUUCGUCGUGCCCACAGUCGCCUUCAUCUUCUUGGGCGUGGAAACCACGGCCAUUGCCGCGUACGAAGCGCAGAGCACAAGAUCGAUUGCGCGCUCCUCGCAGAUAACACACUGGGCCUGUCUGCUGCUCUACUUCAUGGUCACGCUCGGCAUCAUCCUCGGCGUCAAGUGGGACGACUGCCGGCUGCCCGGGGUGUGGAAGUUCAUCGGGCGCGAGCCCAUAUCCGCGUCGUCGCCGCACACGGACAGCGCCACCAUCAUCUCCAUCUGGGACGUGAACCCGGGACUGGCCGACGUGGCCAACGGGGCCAUCAUCUUUGCCGUCUUGUCCUCGGCCAAUACGGCCCUCUAUGUCGCGAGUCGCACCUUGUACGGAAUGACGCAGAAGCUGCGGGAUAACCACGUGUUUAGUCGGUCCUUCAAGAGGACCUUUGGCCAGGUGUGGACUUCGACGGGGGUCCCGGCCAUGGCCUUGUUGGUCAGUCUGGUGGCUUUCUACUGGUUGCCGUUUCUAAGUCUCGGGUUGAAGAGGGAUAAUCCUGGAGCGCUGGAUGAUAUGAUCCAAAUCGUAUCCCUCACGUCGAGUAUCUCUUGUGUCAUCACCUGGACACUUCUUUUGAUUGCUUACUUGCGAUACGAUCAUUGGACAUCGUCAUGCGCCCAGGGCCUGGAAAAGGCUGGAAUGGAACGAUUCAUCCGAAGGCAUCCCAAGUACAAAGCCUGGAACGUGCUUAUUUGGCUUCAACCAUGGACGGCCCGCCUCGCUCUGCUCGGAUGUUUGUUCAUCUUUGCCUGUCUCAGCGCAACGUGGUGGACCAGAACUGAAGGUGCCGGCUUCGACAUGGUCGUGGUGGCAUACGGACCUCACGUUAUUGCGUUGGCCUUUUGGACCUUUCUCAAGCUGUGGAGAUAUGGAUUGCACUUUUCGAAAUGGUGGCCGCGCCCACUAAUUUCGAACCGCCACCCGACAGCUUUGAUUCAAAAGCUGAGCCACUUGGAACGUCUCUCGGUCAAGGGGGAGGAAAGGCGCAAGCAGGAGUUUGGAACAACCUUGUUGGCACUUGACUCAGCAUUAGGACAGGCACGGACACGAGCCUCAGAACCAGGCAACCGGCGGGUGUCUGGGACUGAGGUGUCUACGGUCGAGGGAAGUCGAGUGGAUUGA
This is a messenger RNA of Pestalotiopsis fici W106-1, 1845 nucleotides long. RefSeq lists its product as uncharacterized. Bases 1 to 1845 code for a protein of 614 amino acids. The record is from RefSeq and is a predicted model, not a curated record. The transcript is spliced from 11 exons. Gene Ontology annotation, cellular component: membrane. NCBI's taxonomy places the organism in Eukaryota, Fungi, Ascomycota, Sordariomycetes, Amphisphaeriales, Sporocadaceae. Gene Ontology annotation, biological process: amino acid transmembrane transport. Gene Ontology annotation, molecular function: amino acid transmembrane transporter activity.